Molecule: messenger RNA, 807 nt
Organism: Pleurotus ostreatus (oyster mushroom)
Lineage: Eukaryota; Fungi; Basidiomycota; Agaricomycetes; Agaricales; Pleurotaceae
Gene: SDH2
Product: succinate dehydrogenase complex, subunit B
Exons: 6
Coding region: 1-807 (268 amino acids)
Biological process (GO): respiratory electron transport chain; tricarboxylic acid cycle; aerobic respiration
Cellular component (GO): mitochondrial membrane
Molecular function (GO): 2 iron, 2 sulfur cluster binding; electron transfer activity
Source: RefSeq, a predicted model, not a curated record
AUGCAGGCGCUCACCUCCAGGUCGUUGGCUCGCUCAUCUCGCUCGAUUCGUGCUUUCUCCACCUCGCCUGGAAGAUGGCAGGCUGAGCCCCUCCAGAAGCCCGUCCUCCAGAAAGAAUUCAAGAUCUACCGUUGGAACCCAGAUGAGCCCGCCAAGAAGCCUCAUCUCCAAUCGUACACUAUUGACUUGAACCAGACGGGCCCCAUGAUUCUGGAUGCUCUUAUCAAGAUCAAGAACGAAAUCGAUCCUACGCUCACAUUUCGUCGUUCGUGCAGAGAGGGGAUCUGCGGCUCGUGUGCGAUGAACAUUGACGGACAGAACACGUUGGCUUGCCUGUGCCGAAUUGACCGCAACGCCAGCAAGGACAGCAAGAUCUACCCUUUGCCGCACAUGUACAUCGUGAAAGACCUCGUACCCGAUCUCACCCUGUUCUACAAGCAGUACAAGUCCAUCAAGCCUUACCUGCAGAACGACAAUGUUCCCGAGAGGGAGCACCUCCAGUCGCCAGAGGACCGCAAGAAGCUGGAUGGGAUGUAUGAAUGCAUCCUGUGCGCAUGCUGCAGCACGUCGUGCCCCAGUUAUUGGUGGAACCAAGACGAGUAUUUGGGGCCGGCUGCAUUGAUGGCUGCAUACAGGUGGAUUGCGGACUCGCGAGAUACGUACGGCGCGCAACGCAAGGAACACUUCCAGAACGAGCUGAGUUUGUUCCGCUGCCACACAAUCUUCAAUUGCUCUCGCACUUGUCCAAAGGGCCUCAACCCUGCCAAAGCCAUUGCGGAAAUCAAGCUCGCGCUUGCCACGGAGUAA